GCGAAAAGAAGAACUAGUUAACCCAAAGAUGUAAUUAAAUUACCGCCAAAUACAAUUUAUUUUUAUAAUGGAUGAAAUAAGGCUACAAAAAAGAAAAAUUAAAGCUCAAAAUGAAGGCAACAAUCGACUUUUGGUUGCUAUUUACGCCGAACUUUCCGAAUUAUACAUGAAAAGCGGGCAGUUUGAAAGAGCCGUCGAGGAAUUCAAAGCUCUUGCUGAAAUAUAUAAAUUAGAACAUAAUCAAAUUGAAUAUGCCAAAGCAAAUCGAGGCAUUGGGGAAGCUUAUUUGGGACUUAACAAUUAUACAAAAGCACUGGAACAUCAAAAGAUUUAUCUUAAUAUUGCAAUCAUGGAAAAAAAUAAUCCCGAAAUUCAAAGAGCUUAUGCUACUAUUGGUCAUAUUUAUUUAACAAUACACUUAGAAACGCCGACUGAUUCAAAAGAAAAUUUAAAUGCAGCUUUCAAAUAUUUUAUGAAAAGUAUGAGGGUAUGUGAAAGUUUAACUGGUAUAAGUAAAGUUGAAAAAGCAGAUAUGCAAGCAAGGUUAUUUUCAAAUCUGGGAUUAGUUAAAGAUAGUCAGGGUGAUUUUAAUAAAGCCAUAGAAUUAUUUACCACUUCAAUUAACGUCUGCAAGAACAAUGAUAUUUACGAACAAAUGAGUCGGGGUUAUAUGUCUUUAGCGGCUUUAUAUGAAAAACAAAAUGACAGUGGCAAAUCGAUGCAUCACUAUAAUUUAGCAAUAGAAGCUGCAAAGAAAACAAAAAGUAAUGUAGAUUUAAUGAGUGGUGUGCUCUUCGCAAAAUCCGAAGCACUGAUUAAACUAGGCGACUUUUAUGGGGCAAAGAAAAGUUUAUACAAAGCAUACAAGCUGAAUACUCCUAACAUUCAAGAGAGAAAACUCAUUGAAAAAUAUUUAAGAGCAGUGGCAACAAUGUGUAAAACGGAAGAUAAACUGGCGGUGGAAAGUAAUGAUAAUAGAGAAUUGAAAAAACUUUAUGAAAAAAUGGGCGACUGUGCGUGCGACGUUAAAAAUUAUUCAAAAGCUUUAGAGUAUUAUAAAUUGAUGUUGAAUUAUGCCGAGAAAUCUGGAAUCAGCGGUAGGGAGCUGGCUAUUUGUUAUAAUACUUUAGCACAAACAUAUGAAGAUAAUAAGAUGUAUGAAGAAGCCAUUCAACAUUUUGAGAAAGAAUACAAUCUUCGGGAUAAUAUAAAAGACUGCCUCGAUGCUUUGAGUAAGAUAGCCGAUAAUAAGGAAUCUGCUAAUCGAUCUGCGAAUGAAGUGCUAUUAGUUUACAAUAGGGCUAUAGAACACUGUCAAGAAAAUUGCAACUUGAAAGAAGAAAGACGGAUGAUCACGAGAUGUAUCCAGUAUUUACAGCGUAUUCAUAAUGAAACGGAAGCUUACAAAUACGAACAGAAAUUGAAGGGUUUAAAAAUUCCUGAUUACGAAAGUGAUUCAUCAUCGUCUGAUAAUGAAAGCGAUAUUUCAAUUUCAAAUACUUCUAAAGAAAAUUAUGUAGAACUUGAUGAUAUUACAGAUUCAGAUAAAUCUGAUUCGGAUCUACAAACGACAAUCAAUCCAACUAACAUACAUAUCGGUAAAAGGAGAUCUAAAAACUUUGCGGUAAAAAAGAACGCGAAAGGAGAAUCGCAAUUACACGUUGCUUGUAUUAAUGGAAAAAUUCCAGUCGUCAAGCAUCUCCUGGAACAAGGUCAUCCUGUGAAUAUACGUGACAAUACCGGCUGGUUACCGAUACACGAAGCUUGCAAUCAUGGUUAUUAUGAAAUAGUUGAGCUGUUAUUAGAUAAGGGGGCCGCGAUAAAUGAUAGAGGGGGCGUCAAAUGUGAAGGUAUUACUCCAAUUUUUGAUGCUGCAAAUAACGGUCACCUAAAAAUUGUCGAAUUGCUUUUGGACCGUGGUGCAUCUGUUACCAUCAAAGCUGAUAACGGUGAUACUACUUUAAAUGUGUUGAAACUCUAUCACCAAAAGUAUCCCUUUACCGACGAUGAUUAUGAUCUUUACCAAAAGUUGGUGAAACGAAUUUCAGAAGCUUUAAGAAAAGUAGGUCAUAAUGUUGAAGACAAGAUUAUUGUGCAUAAAACUAUCGAAGAUUCAGAAGAAUAUAAUUUACCAGAUGAUAUACUCUCAGAUAAAUCUGAUGAAGAAAAUGAUUCCGAUCAUGAUUCAAACAGUAGUUCAGGCGAUCGUUUCCAAAGAGAAUCAUCUCCGAAUCUGUUGAAUGAAUAUCAACAAGUUAUAAAAAGUCUAGGUACAAAAUCUACUAGCAAGAAGUCCGUAGAAAUAAAAUCUAGUAUGGAAAAAAAAUCCGCUCUGAUACGCGAACGUGAUUUGUUAUACGACGAUUGGUUGGAAGAUGAUUUACAACUUUCUAAGGCUAUAAAAAAGAGAAAAACGACUUCAACAGAAUCUAUAAUUACCUCUUCGGCUAAAAGGAAUAAUUAUAGCCACGUAUCACCUGUGAAGAGAUCGAGUGAUGAAAUUCGAUCAAGGCCUACGAAAAGUCCAACAGCACCUAGUCCAUCUAAAAGAAGAUUUACAAUUGAUAAUACGCAGAUGAGUGUAAAGAGAAAAGUCCAAGUUUCAUUACUCGAUACAGGAGUCAAUAAGACUUCAAUCGGUUCUAGAAAUAAACCGAACACCACAUUCCAAAGACACAGCAGCUUGGAACAAUCUUCGAAACAGUCGAAAAUAACCGCUUUCGGAAACAGUAAAAGUUUUGCUGAAAUUGAAUCUACUGUUAACGUCUCACCGAACGUUCAGAGUCUUUCAAAUGUACCUGUUAUUUCUACUGGGGAUUUAAUGGUAUAUGUCGAUGUGAAAAUAGAAGGAAAAGUUUUUAGGGUUCCCGUUUUACUCGGUCAGAUUCAAGACAAUACCAUUGGUUGGUUGGCUGAUCAGGCAGCUCAGAAAUAUGCAAGAAAGGAAUGCUCAAAACCUUGUUUGGAAUUAGAAACAGCAAGUGGAGCUUUGCUGUGUGAUGAGGAUCCUCUGAGUUUGCUGUUUCCAUUAGGUACAACGCAAGCAGAACCGGUGGUUGGCAGGAUCAUAAAACUGUACGCAACUCCUUUGGUUGAAAGAUAUAAAGAAGUUUGUUCGCAUAUGAGAGAAGAUGUCAAUGAUAGCCUGGCUAAAUUAUUAGAAGAGGUUUCAGUGAAACUGAAUAUACAAAACCGAGGAUUUUCUACAACUCUAUCCCCCCUUUGUAAAGCCUUAAACCAUCAAACGACUUUAUUAGAUUUAAAUUUAUCAGGAAAUUUUCUCGACGUUAGUUGCAUGGCCAUUUUAUGUGCAAGUCUUCCUUCUUUAGUAAACCUUACUUCGUUAAAUCUUCGAUGUACUGGUUUAACCAGUAAUCACUUGAACGAAAUAGUUAAAAUGUUUUCGAUGGCCUCGGGGAGGAUUUUAGAAAAACUAAAGCACUUAGAUCUUAGUAAUAAUUACUUGAGAAACAAAAGCUUCUAUCAUUUGAGUGAAAUAACGAAACAUUUAAAAUUGGAACAAUUAAAUAUUGGAAAUGUGGAAUUUACCAGCGGAUUAUUCAAAGAAAUCGAAAAUGCCAACUCAAAUUUAAAUCUGAGAGAUAUUCGUAAUUUAAAUAUGUGUUAUAAUAAGUUGAGUUCAUCUGAUAUUGAAAAAUUUCUUUCCUGGACUACAUUUGGCAAUAUAGUCGAAUUGAAUUUAUCUGGAAAUUGUUUAAAUAAUAUAAAAGUAGAACGAUGGAAUGAUACAUUUAAUGAAAACAACCUUUUCAUUUCAUUGGAAUGUUUAAAUUUAUCAAGAAGUAAAUUGCAAGAUAAUGACUUAUAUGAACUACUUAGGUUGUGUUCAGGAAAAUCUUUAGUAAAUAUAAAUCUUUCUUACAAUACUGAUCUUACUGGGAUAUCAUUGAGACGGUUGAUAGAAAAUCCUACAUUAGAAGAAAUAAAUCUUAUCGGCUGUAAUCGAAUAUUUGAAUACUUUCCAGAGUCUUUGGAUACAGAAGAAGCCCUUGGGAAAAGAAACAUUAAACUAACAGCCGAUUUUAAUAAUGAGGAAAAACAAGUUGAAAAAUUAAUACAAUACUUUGAAAAAAUUUAUAUCCAACCAAUUGUCGAAAAAGGUAGAAAUUUGUUGUCAAUUUAUUCAAAAUCGAAGGAAUUGUGAUAUUUUCAAGUUAUUAUUAAAAAUAUAUUUUCUUUACUUACA
Molecule: messenger RNA, 4207 nt
Organism: Diorhabda sublineata
Lineage: Eukaryota; Metazoa; Arthropoda; Insecta; Coleoptera; Chrysomelidae
Product: tonsoku-like protein
Exons: 14
Coding region: 68-4165 (1365 amino acids)
Molecular function (GO): protein binding
Source: RefSeq, a predicted model, not a curated record